Daldinia caldariorum is the source of this 1802-nucleotide messenger RNA. Its product is annotated as Rtt106-domain-containing protein. Lineage: Eukaryota; Fungi; Ascomycota; Sordariomycetes; Xylariales; Hypoxylaceae. The transcript has 3 exons. The record is from RefSeq and is a predicted model, not a curated record. Bases 131 to 1501 code for a protein of 456 amino acids. Gene Ontology annotation, molecular function: histone binding; nucleosome binding.
ACUGAGCAUUGUGAACGUCAACUUUCCCAAAGUAAACAAGAACUUUGCAACAUUUUCCCAUUCUAAUUUCCAAUAUCUCCCCUAGUACUGCGCCCAGGUGUAAUUGCCCCAACAAGUCUCUUCCGAUAUCAUGGCCAAUGGACUUGAUGUCCAGAAGCUGGACUCCGUAUUCAAGUCGCGACCAGAUAUUCUACAAGAUAUUCACAAGGCUGCCGAUUCUCCGUCGCAAAUCCAAUUAUUUAACAAGAUUGCAAAUUUCAUUUAUGAUCAAAUAGGAGACCACACAGCUGGUUCGUCCUUAAAGCGACGCCGCGUCGAUAUAGAGCCUUCCCAAGAUGGGAAUCCACCUCAAGUUACGGAGACCAGUACAGUCGAAGACGUGUCCAAUGAGAAUAUUCUGCUGGAGAUAAAAGAUAUAUCCGUAUCUAUCCCCCAGCGUAAAAAGUUUGAAUUAUGCUUUACUCCCAAACACAUAUACGCCCGGAUUCCUGGUGCUACCGCGGCGCCCGCGCCUGGAAUUGUAUAUGCGUGGAAAGAUAUUGCGUAUGCUUUUUACCUUCCAGUACCCGAGAAAUCCCAGAUUCAGCACAACUACGUCUUAUUUCCACGAAACGCCCUCUCCUUCUCUAAAUCAGGCACGCCGACCCAAGAUCCGUUGCUCUUCACCGUAUCAGCCGGUGCGCCGAAACCAGGCACAAUUGGUGGCCCCAAUGCUGGCGCAGCUUCUGCCGUCUCAGACUCGUAUACCACCCUGUUUAACUGGGCUCUGAAUAAGUGUCUUCAGGCGGCUGGAAAUAAUGUGCAAAUAGUUGCUGCCAAUCCUGCGAAAUUCCACAGUAAAGUUCGGCAACCACACCGCCCAAAGGAGCCAGCAGUCUAUGUUAAGGCAUUCAGGGGCUCAAAGGACGGAUACUUAUUCUUUCUAGAAAACGGAAUCUUAUGGGGUUUCAAGAAGCCGCUACUAUUUAUACCACUAGAUAAAAUUGCGGCCAUCAGCUACACAAGUGUAUUGCAGCGUACAUUCAACAUGGUAGUCGAGGUGUUCACGGGCGAAAAUGGGGACAACGAAACGACCGAGGAGAUCGAGUUUUCUAUGCUAGACCAGGAAGAUUAUGGAGGCAUCAACCAAGACUACGUCAUGCGCCACAGGCUACAGGAUCGAAGCAUGGCCGAUCAACGCAAGGCGAAGAGGGAAUUGGCAGAGAACGCCAAGGGAAAGAAAGAUGCCGAAGGGGAAGGGGAAGGGGAAGAUGCCAGUGCACAGGCCGGAGAAGACGGCAUGACGGAACUUGAAAGGGCACAGAUGGAAGCCGAACAACAACUGCAGGAUGAAGAAGACGAAGAUGAGGAAGAUUAUGACCCUGGGUCUGAAGGUGAGAGUGAGGGUUCAGGGACGAGUUCCGAAGAGGAUGAUGACGAGGAGGACGAAGAGGACGACGACGACGCAGAAGAGGACGACGAGAUGGAGGACGACGGAAAUAAAGGGGAGGAGGAGAAAUGAAUUUAUACAUAAUGGUAAUGGCGAUAUACCGGAGCCUGUUGUUUCGGUGAGACUUGGGUAUAGAUGAGCUCAGAAAUGCGAUGUCUUCGACCUCUGAGAACCUCGCGUCUUGGUGGCUAUAGCGUGGAUUAACUAUCGGCAAAUCUAUUCGGGAUUAGCUUAUUAACCCGAUCUACACAAACUACUUCCAACGAGCCCUAUUAAAUCCCUGCCGGAUCGAGAGCAUCCCGUGGGCCUAUUCUCAUUGCUAUAUCACAAUACGAGAGACAGGCUGAUUAUAAUAUAGUAUAAUAGGUACAUA